Molecule: messenger RNA, 3360 nt
Organism: Colletes gigas
Lineage: Eukaryota; Metazoa; Arthropoda; Insecta; Hymenoptera; Colletidae
Product: zinc finger protein 260-like
Exons: 4
Coding region: 406-2673 (755 amino acids)
Biological process (GO): regulation of transcription by RNA polymerase II
Cellular component (GO): nucleus
Molecular function (GO): RNA polymerase II transcription regulatory region sequence-specific DNA binding; zinc ion binding; DNA-binding transcription factor activity, RNA polymerase II-specific
Source: RefSeq, a predicted model, not a curated record
AUAUCGUUUGAAAAUAUGAUUAGGAAAAUUUCUCGAUCUUCGAUAUCUCGAUGAUCGAUGGAAAGACUGCUUAGCGCGCCAUCUACGAAACGGAUUCUUUUUGGAAGAAAAGAGAGCAGCGCAAGCUAUUUCCCCCGCUACGAGUAACACGACGAGAUUCUCCGAUGGUGUGAACGCAGGCUCGCUUGACAAAUAUCUCUGGAUAAUGCAUAUCUAUAAAGUAGAGUAGACAAAUUUUAAACUAAAGAUUCACGGGACCCGAAUUAAAAAAACAUCGUAAUGCGUGCCUCAAGUUCGUUUAAUUACACAAAAGCCCUUUGCCGUUGGGUUUAAAGUAACAGCACUUUGAUCGAGUCUUGGGUCGUUCGUUUAGUUUGGCAAGACGAUCUUCUCUGUCCUGUUGAUAUGGCCGUCGUCGAGGAAUUUGAUUAUUUAUGCCGUCUAUGCGCGACCAAAACGGGUAUUCUAAUGGGAUUACCGAUCUUCGAAGCCGGCGAUCAGAUGCGCAACAUUGACAAGAAAAUAGCCGCGUGCUUGCCAGUGCAGGUAUCCAUGAAUGAUCAACUACCAAAAGUAGUGUGUGAAGAUUGUGCUUACAAAUUGGACCAAUUGUUUGAUUUUCGUGAAAAAUGUUUACAUACUGAGGGGAUGUUCAUGGAAAUGUUAAAAGAAAUUGCUAAGGAUGAAGUGGUUCGAAUAUCAAAGCAUAAUUUAGAAGAAGUAGAAGAAAUGAGCAGAAUUCAAAGGAAUAUAGAUAGAAUACAAAAUAAUAUUGAUGAUGUACAAAAUCAUGUAACUCCUCAAGAGACAAGAGAAGCUAGUAUACAUACGAUGCAAGUCAUGGAUGAAAUGGAUUUGGCAGGCGGCGAACAGGUUGUUACACAAGAAGAAAUGGGACAACAAGAUACUGGCAUUGAGGUUACUGGUAUCGACUGUUUAAGUGGUGAUACCGUCAGAAUGGUCGAUGAACACAUACGAGAAGUUUCCAAUCAUCAAAUAGCAGUUCAUCUAGAGGGUGAUAUGACUGUGGUUGGAAAUUUAACAGUAAGCGACCAUUUGGGUCAGUUAGGAAUAAAUUAUGUGACUUCUAUAACUCCUGAAGAUCAAAAUCAAGAACAAAUAGUACAUUAUUGCGACAAUAUAAAGUAUGAAUCGGUACCAAUAAAAGAGGAAUAUCAUAGAUUGCAGGAGAGGUUAACAGCAGAAGGGCCAACAAAUGUACUUGAAAAUAAUGUACCACAUGAGAAUAGUGAUAUAGAAGAAACACAUGUUGGUGAGAAUGAAACUUCGACACAUGCAACUCCUUCCCAAACAAAUACUUUAGCAUCCACAAGUCAAGUUACUACAGGAAGCACAGAAAUAUUAGUUGAAUACACAAAAAGAGCGAAACAUACAUUGUUGGAAUCGACGUUAAAUAAUCCUACCAUUGAUGAGACUGGAUCACAUUGGUAUGUAUGUCCGUUUUGUAAUGAAGCAACAUUAGGAUCGAAUAAUAUGAUAGCACACUUUGAACAGUACUUUUGUUGCUGUUCUUGUGGUCUAUAUUAUACGAGCGUAGACGCGUUAAAUGUACAUAAAGAAAGGUGCGAUGUACAUAAAAGUAAAACGAUCUGUAAGGAAAAAGAACUUACUGAACCAGAAUUAGCGCAUUCGCAAAAUGACGCGAACGCGGACGAACAAAAGAAACAGACAACAGUGAGACAAAAAUGGACUCCAAAAGUUUGUACUCAUUGUGGAAAACAAUAUAGGACAAAUUAUAAACUGCAAGAACAUAUGCGGAAACAUACUGGCGAAAAACCUUUUCAGUGUGUGACCUGCGAGAAAGCAUUUCGCAGUAAAAUCGGACUUGCGCAGCACACCGCCACGCAUACAGGGCAAUUUGAUUACAAUUGUUCUACGUGCGGUAAAGGUUUCCAGUCUAAAAGCUAUCUUGUUCUUCACCAAAGAGUACAUUCGGACUUAAAACCAUUUCCGUGCAACACUUGUGGGCAACACUUCAAAACGAAACAAUCUUUAUUGGAUCACCAAAACAGACAUCUUGGUGUCAAACCAUAUGCCUGUGAAGUUUGUGGCAGAGGUUUCAUAACCAAAGGGCUCUGUAAAAGUCAUCAAAAAAUACAUUCAGGCAUGGAUAAUCGACAAUAUCCAUGCGUGGUAUGCAAUAAAAUGUUUGUUAGUAAAAGUUAUCUUAACACGCACUUACGUAUUCACACUGGCGAGAAACCGUAUUUGUGUGAAGUUUGUGGUAAAGGGUUUUUAACGCGCGUCGAUCUCAAAAUUCAUUCAACAAUGCAUACCGGAGAGAAAAGUUUUAAAUGCGAUAUGUGUGGAAAAGUGUUCGCCAGAAGGGCUGCGUUGAGAUGUCACAGAAGAUUACAUACAGGUGAACGACCGUACAGAUGCGAUAUCUGCGGUAAAACGUUCACACAGUUUACACCAAUGGCUAUCCAUAAGAGACUGCACACUGGAGAGCGACCGUAUGAAUGCGACUCGUGCGGCAAAACAUUCGUAUCAAGAUCAACUAUGAUGUGUCACAAAAAAAAACACCAUGCUACGCCAACUUUAAAAAAAGAAGAACCGCCAGCUCCUCGCCCGAAAGAGAUAAAAAAUGUUUUACCAGCCGAGAUUGUGCUUCGAGAUUCCCAGGAGGGAAUUCAAAUUACCGCAGAUUGAAAAAAAAACAUUGAAGUAAUACAGACAAUGCAUGAUAGAAGAUAAAAUAUUGAGUCUGCAUUUUAUAAGAAGCGGCAUUAGUCACCAUGAUGUAUUCCUUUACUGUAGCAUAUAUGUUAAAGCUGUAUACAAAGAAUAUAUUUUCGAGAAUUCUUUGCAAGGGGUAAAGAUAUGUUUUCUAAAGCCACCUGUAUAUUUAGAGAAAAAAAAAAAAUUAAUUUAAGCAAUCGUUUACAUUAUUUUAUUUUAUAUUGGUAUGAAUAUUCUACCAAAGUAUGUUGGUACUUUUAAACUAUCUACUUUUUCUAUGUACAAUCUGUAUCGUUCUAGAAGAAUACUUUGAAGAUGAACAGUUGCUGUUAAUUGAGCCACAAAAUAUAUAAUGUCAACUUAAGAAUAAGUUAUCAAAGUAAUAAUCAUGUUAUAAGCUUAUCAGUCUGCAUGUUACGUUACAGGAAAUGGUUCUUUAUUUAUAAUACUCGCAAAGGGAAAGUCACUAGUAAGUGGUUUCGAUUUCGAUACAAAAUGGCGAAUUUAUUCCACGUAAACCACAGACACGAUAUUAGCCGGAUAACUUUCGAGAAAAAUUCAUGAAAUAUUCGUCUAAUAUUGUAUCUACGGUUUUUGUAGUUACGAACGUACCAUCGAUUUUACUGAAAUUGACCCCUCGUACUAUGGCCUUUUCUU